ACUGCACACCCUCCGAUGCGAAGAAUAUAUAUAAAUAUAUGUUUUUGUUUUCUUCCUUAGCCUUGAACUCGACCACAGUCCCAUGCUUUUGUCACUGUGUACCAGGCUUUGUGAAUCCUGGUCCGUUGGUUUCUCCCCUUUUGCGGAGGAGGAGCGUGGUGAUCGAGAAUUACGGGGUAGUUUCUCGUUGUCUGUCGGCAGAGCGCUCUCGUCGCUAAUCUACAAUCUCUCGUUACAAGCUCAAUCCCACACCUGCGCUGAUGCAGUGUGGGUGAAGAUCCUUAAAACGACAUUGAUCACUUGUCCGACCUUUCAUGAGUUAACUUGUCCAAAAUCGAGCACUCGUUUUUCGUUUUGAUGGUUUUUACUUCAUGGAUUUUGAGGAGUUGGAAGUGAUACUCUCUAGCCGGAGUUCGAGGUUUAGAGUGCGGCUUCCUGGCAGAUGGGAUCGUCGGAGUUGAAGUGUUGGGGGCAGUCCAGUGCUCCUGGAGCGUUCCAUUCUUUGGCUCGCGGAUCAGUGGUGACGAUGAUUGAAUUCCUCCGCCCUGGCUGCAUGCUGUUGCGUUUCAAUUGUUGCAGAGAGCUUCUUCUUGUGUAUGUAAAGCGACUUCUAGGGUUUCAUCAACAAAUAACUCUGAGAUUUCAUGGAUCGUGGAGAGUAGCUGCUCCUGGCUUUGAAGAUGGGGCGUGUAAUCCUCGUUGCGCUAGGGUGAUUCCAUCGGCAAGGUGUCAAAAUUCCAGGUGUUGGAAGAUACAGAAUGUGCUGGUUCUACAUUGAUAAAUCAGGUUGUCAUCAAUUCGUAGAAUGGCACAUGAACGGAAUGGAUACCCACAGGUUCCUUAUAGAGAGACGUAUGGCCCCACAGGAUGGCCUGCGUGGGGACCUGAGCGAGGAGCGUAUGAUUCCUCAAGAAACCGUACAUGGGGAGAUGGCCAAGAGCAUAGCAGCUCGAAGAUGGGUUGGUUGGAUCCUAGCUCAAGAAAUAGCCCUAGAGAUGCAUAUGCUACGACGAGUAACCGCACACAGGGAGAUGACCGAGGGUAUGGCUACCCGAAGUUUGGUUCGAUGGAUUAUACCCCAAGAAAGGACCCUAAAGAUGCGCAUGAUACCACAAAUAAUCGUACAUGGGGAGAUGAUCUAGGGUAUGGCUUCUCGAAUUUGGGUUCGAUGGUUUAUAACCCAGGAAAUGACCCCAGAGAUGCUCGUGUAGGCUUACGCGAUGAAGAAAGAUCACCACAUCAACCGGUGGGACUCCUAAGUUGGUUCCCGAACUUUGUGUUGAAUUUUGUAGGUCUCGGCGGGCAUUCAAACACAGCCACAAGAGACAGUCCUUCUGCUGGCGGCACUGGUCCGGAAUUUUCCAGACCUUCGCCACAUGACAAAGAACCUGAAUUUAGGCACUCCACUAGUCAUUCGUCUUAUGCUCCAUCCAUGGACCCUCAAAGUCGAAAUACUGCCGACGGUGCUAAUGGUUACCAUCACGGAAACGUCGGUAGUCACGUUCGGAAAUUCGGUGAUGACAUCAGUUACAAACCUGCUGUGCAUGAGGCUAGGGUCAACGAGACGGAGGUUAUAAGACUUAGAAAAGAGAUCGAAAUUUUGAAAAAUCGGGUUAAGCUUCGGGAGAACGACUUUUCCAAGGUCUUGAAAGAUCGCGAGCAUUUCAAAUUAGAACUUGAGUUUCAAAUAAUAAAGAUGAAAAAGGAGGCGGAAGAUGCUUCACAGCUUCGACAGAACCUGUUGGACAAUACCGUUGUUUUGGCAAAAAAAGAUGCAGCUCUAGAAAUGAAAGAUGCUGAGUGCAGGAAGCUGAAAAAUGAUGUGGAACAGCUUAAACGUGAAUGUCUUGAAUCGAAAAGUCUAUUAGUAGUGUUUAGACGUGAGAACCAGGAGUUCAAGAGUACUUCGCAAAAGCUUAUAGAUGAGAACCAUGUAUUGAAGAGUUCUUUGCAGAAGCUUAAAGAUGAGUACCAGGAAUUGAAAAGUUCUUUGCAGAAGCUUAAAGAUGAGAACCAGGAAUUGAAAAGUUCUUUGCAAGAGCGUAGCGGGGAGAACCGGGACUUGACAAGUACUUUGCAAGAGCUCAGCCGGGAGAACCAAGAAUUGAAGAGUAAUAUAGCCAUGCAGGAGGAGACAAGAGCAAGAGAAGCAGACUCUGGAGGCCAGGUCGACACGAAGCUCUCGCAUGUUGAAUUGAGAACAACAAUUGAUAAAUUGGAGGCCAACAGAAAACAGUUGACUAACCAGGUAGAAGCAUCUUCAAAGCGCAUAGAAGAGCUCAAACACCAAAUGUCAACUCUACAAUUGAAAUUGCGAACCAACGACAUGGAGAUGCAAAAUCUCCGAAGUCGAUUGCGUGUUGAGCUCGAACAUUUGGAGCAUAGACAGUUGUUAAUUCAGAAAUUAGAGCAAGAUUUAAAGCAGAGAAAUGCUCAAUUUGAGAUAUUAGAGCAGGAAGCGCAAGAUCUUCGUCACAUAAACAAAUCUCUUACAACUGCGAUGGCCGCAAAUGCAACAGCAAUAAGUAGCUAUGGCGACCAGGAGGAGCGAGAGUUUGAAGCGGAAUACUUUAGUUUGAAAGCACAAGUGGAUUCGAGUGAAUCGGAGGCAAAGGAUUCGACGUCAGAAUUGAUGCGAGAAAUAGAUGACCUAAAAAACCAAAUACAACUAUUGAAGAGGGAUUCAGGAAGCGUGGAGUUUCUACCACCACCUAAGGAGUACCACGGAGGAGAUUCAUUUCUGGAAACACAGGCCACUCCCUAUCUUCUCGAUAAGGCUGUCCAACGCGUGCACGAAGUAGCCGGAAACUUCGCAAGGCUUCUGACGAAGGCGAUGGAUCAGGGCAAGAUAGAUGGCAUGGCAGUGGCUCGCAACGACUUUGUUCGCUCCCAAUCGAUUGGUAAGGCAGCUCCCUUGAAGUACGUUUUGGAGGCGAUCACUUGCAAGUUAUUGUUCCAAGGCUUCGAGAAUGAAUGCUUUGAGUUGCAAGAUAGCACACCAGGAUUUCUGGACAUGGAGGAACAGAGGAUGGAAAAUUUCCGUCAGUACAAACAUUUGUGCUCCAUGGACUAUGCGGAGAAACAUGUGCUUAUGGGAGACAACCUUUUCACCAAAUUUUGUAGGCUGAAGCUGGCUAACCUGAGUGCGGCCAUUCCCGAGGUCGAAAGCAUGGUUAACGAAAUUAUGUUCCGUGCCUUUGAGCAGUCUACCUCUGAAGAUGGCUCCACCUCUCAGGUCGCUGACACACUCGGAACAACGUUUGUUAAGCUUGCGAUGAGUGUGUGGAAAGUCCACAAACUUGCUUUUUCGUUUAAUCCCGUAGUUCGGAUUUUUCGUGUUCCACAAUCCGAACAAUUUGUUGAGAGGUUCAUGGAGUCGGUUAUUUUCCAGGAGUCCGAGUCCGAUGAUGACGGUGAUCAGUCGAGUGAUUAUAUAGCAAGCGUAGAUUUCAUGGUAGUCCCAGGCUUCUUAAUUAACAAGGUAAUAGUCCGUAGCAGAGUUUUUCUCGUUUCAAUGCCCGUGUCGAACGGGUUACGGUUCCCGAGCCCAAGUUGAUGGAUGUUUAAACUCUUUUCAGUCUACAGACGUUCGCACUUCACCACACUUACGCUGCAAUGUUAGCCACGGAAAUCCCUCCCUGGACUUGUAUGUGAUACUUCGACAAAUUUCUCAUCGUGUAGCCUGUUCACAGGGUAGCCACCGACGCCUAUAUCUGUGUUUUCGAUACAUCUGCUGCAAAUUUGUAACGCAUGCAGCAGCAAUGCCUCAUGAAUUUUCCAUGGAUCUCAACGCGCGAGAUUGUGAUCGAAUGGUACCAAUUAAGCUUCUCUAACCUCGCAGAAUCUUGGGGAGCAAAUGGAACCAUUCUAAACCCUGAGCGUUGCCGGCCAUUCCACUCAUUCUGUCGAGCAGUAUGAGGGGCUUUUAAUCCUCGCAGAAAGCUGAAGAGGAGCUCUACUUCGAUGCUGACAAUAUUACUGUGGAGGUGAAUUCCCAGCCUCAUUUCUCUUGUGUAGAACCGGCAAGGAUUUUCUACCAUUGCAUCAUUGCUUUAAAAACUAUGUCAGGUAGUGAAGAUUGAAAAGGUAUACACCAAAUUGGACGUUUCUAGCCGUUUUGAAAGCCUCCACUUACAGCGCUGUCUAAUGUUACUUUGUCAUUUGCUAAUACUAACAAACAGGGCAUGUUUUGAUACGAAAGAAGCCGUAGGCUUAUUGGUAGUGAAGCUUCGGUGAACAUCGGUGAUGUGCUUAUACUAUUUCAACGAGUUGGUCGGAGAUGAGUAUACUUUCAGCGCAACCACAUAGUGGCUGCCACUUUUAACAGCAGAUUAUUCAUCUCCGUUCAGUUUACCAUAUUUUUAUCAGUCGGUAAUUGAGGGACUUAAAAGGCUUAGAUAUCAAGCACCUCAUGUUCAUUUGAUGCAGUUGCAGUUGUUUCCCUUCUGCUAAGGUGUGAUUCUGCAUUGAAUUUGUAUUUCUACCAGCUUGGUUGCAGCUUCGUUAUUCCUUUUUGUAGCACUAACAGACCGAUUUCUUUCUCGACAGUGUAUUCUCUUCGGUUCUAUUCGAAGCGCCUUCAGGGGAGGCCUCGAAGUCGGUAAUCAGAGGGUUUCAACGCCGCUUUGCACUACGUCUCUGCAAUGACAUCUACGGAUAUCGCCAACGGGACGAACCAGGCGAUAAAGCUGCAAGUAGGCAGUGGUUGCCGUGUCUCGGAUAUGGCUACGGUCGAGGCAGGCAAGAAGAUCAACAUCAGAGCCGAUUGUAACGCGACGUACUGCGAGUACACCCUGAGGGUUGUCGAUAACGAUGGACCGCCGAAUGUGGUACUCAACUCUGACGAUCUCUGCGACUACAAGAGCAUCACCAUCAAGGAAGAAGCCGGCAAUCUCAAGCUGCAUAAAGUGCCGAGGGAGCUGGUCAGCACCAGUUCUUCGAUCGAUAUCUCUAUUGGACCCGCAAAGAAGAACAGACGGUUCACUUGGUGGUUUACUAAGUAGUACCUGUGCAUGUUCAAGCACCAGCUCUACCGCUCUAUUGAGAUUACUCCUCCACCACCCAUUGUGUUCAUUAAUUAUGGACUCUACUUCGACGCCUCCAUCGAAACAUUUUUUAACAUGUUUAGACCAUUGCUACGCAAGAGAAAGUGCAGUUGCCUUGCUCCUUUGCUGACGGCCCACUGGUUUGUUAUAUCCACACACAAGUAUUUCCGUGCGAUUUGCAAAUAAAGAGCUGGUUUGAGUCUCAAUAAGUCACAAUAUUCACACUU
Molecule: messenger RNA, 5272 nt
Organism: Physcomitrium patens
Lineage: Eukaryota; Viridiplantae; Streptophyta; Bryopsida; Funariales; Funariaceae
Source: RefSeq, a predicted model, not a curated record